Molecule: messenger RNA, 1386 nt
Organism: Talaromyces proteolyticus
Lineage: Eukaryota; Fungi; Ascomycota; Eurotiomycetes; Eurotiales; Trichocomaceae
Exons: 4
Coding region: 1-1386 (461 amino acids)
Biological process (GO): reciprocal meiotic recombination
Source: RefSeq, a predicted model, not a curated record
AUGUCUAUCCGGCAGUUGGUGUCGAAGCAAUCUAUGGUGCUAGCCCAAUUCCCUCUGGCCAAAUACUCAUAUGUCGAAACCCUCGUCAACCAACAUGAGUCUCCUAACUGGACGCACUCGCACUCGAGCGAUUUGACUAUUAUUAUCGAAAAGGAGGAGCCAUCCCCCUCGGCAAUUAAUUUUAUGCAACCAAAACUGAGGCUGCGCGUCGUUCGAGCCCAGGAGAAUUUGGAGGACCUCGAUCUGAACUUCUUGGCCCGGGAAGCUACCCAGCAAGCGAUUGAGAAGCAAACAAGGAAUAUCAAGCCCUUGGUUGCCAUUAUCGUCAAGGAUCCUUGUUUAGCCGUUCGAUAUCCAUUUGGUAAAGAUCAGAUGCGCCGCUUCCAGCUGAAGUUCUGCUCAAGUCAGGAUUGGAGCGAUACCCUGAAUAUAUUGAGAGAAAUCAACUGCUAUUACAGCGAAUCUUCAACCGAGCACCCAUCGCGGUCAGCAAGUAUACGACCGGACUCGUCAUCGUCAAGGAUCAUGACUCCAGUCACAUCAUUUUCAAGUAUAAACAGCGAUUGGAGACAACGAGCGUCUUCCCCGGCUUCGCUCCCAUCGCAUCGGUUCAUCGAUACUAGUACCGCGACAAUUCCGGACGAGACUAUCAAGGACAUGACAGGUGAGCGCACGUCAACGCAAGCAGCAGAAAGACCCAUUACAGCACCGGCAUAUGAUAGUCAAGCACUCGACAAAGAACUGCCACCAAAACGAGACCUUCCAUUCUCUAGACCCGGAACACGCCUAUCUCACACACUAAACAGACAACCGGCAACCCGGUUCUCGAGACCAAGCGAAACAAGUUCAAACACUCAGCAAAACCCUACCCCUUCUGGUUUUGAAAUGACCACAGCAUCGCCACGCCCACAUACGGCUCAGUCCACACAGGUCCUCGCAACAAGCUCUCCUGCACGCCAGCUCCGCUUAGAACUAGAAGACAAACAAUGGGGCACAAACCAGGAACAGAAGCCAUCACCGCUGGCAGUCAACGCCUCUUCACUACUUCUCGAUACUUCCAUCUUCCAACCAUUUAACCCUAUUAACAACAAACCACACGCCAAAGGCCCUCCAGCUGCCUCCUGCAUUGGUUCACCGCCUACACUGGACACCUCACCUACAUCUCAUCAACAACCUGUUACGGGCCAAGAAGCCAGCAACAUAACCAAACCCCCCCACGUUACUCCAUUGCUUUCCACAGACCUAUCCAGUUUCCUCACAACACCAGAAUCAGAACGCUCGGCGCUAGUCUCCAAUUGGAUCUGCCAGCAACUCGAAGAUGACGGUUUUCGUGCCCUGUGCCAAGAUGUCGAGCGAGUAUGGCAGAGAAUCGCCCUUGGGUCUUAG